CUCUCUCUUCGAAUUUUCUGUUUCUCUCUCUAGAACGCUAAAAAAUCCAGGGAAUCGACGCGAACACAAACAUUGCGAGAGAGAGAGGGAGCUGAAAGAGCUCUUCUUCACUCUUCUCCGAUUCCGUUGCUGUUCGAAUUUCCCCUAACCCUAGCUUCCAUGUCUGGCCUGUAUUGCUAGAUCCUCGAGCUCCGUCCGUCCGUCCUUUGCAUCCUCAAUCAAUGGCCGCCGAGCUAGGGCAACAGACGGUGGAGUUCUCCACCCUGGUCGGCCGUGCCGCCGAGGAAUCCUACCUCUCCCUCAAGGAGCUCGUCGAGAAAUCCAGGGAUUCCGACCAAUCCGAUUCCGAGAAGAAGAUUAACAUCCUCAAGUACCUCGUCAAGACCCAGCAGCGCAUGCUCCGCCUCAAUGUCCUCGCCAAAUGGUGUCAACAGGUUCCUUUGAUACAGUACUGUCAGCAGCUUGCGUCCACUUUGUCGAGUCAUGAUACUUGUUUCACUCAAGCUGCAGAUUCGUUAUUUUUUAUGCAUGAAGGACUGCAACAAGCUCGGGCUCCGGUUUAUGAUGUUCCAUCUGCCAUUGAAGUUCUUCUAACAGGUUCUUAUCAGCGUUUGCCUAAAUGUAUAGAAGAUGUGGGAAUGCAAAGCACAUUAAACGAGGAUGAGCAGCAACCAGCUUUGAAAAAAUUGGACACGCUAGUAAGGUCUAAACUCUUGGAAGUUUCACUCCCAAAAGAAAUUUCUGAAGUCAAAGUUUCAGACGGUACUGCACUGUUUCGUAUCAAUGGAGAAUUUAAGGUUUUAGUCACUCUUGGAUACCGUGGACACCUAUCCUUGUGGAGAAUAUUACAUUUGGAGCUACUUGUUGGUGAGAGAAGUGGACUCAUAAAGUUGGAGGAAUUGCGACGGCAUGCACUUGGAGAUGAUUUAGAGCGCAGAAUGGCUGCUGCAGAAAAUCCCUUCAUAACAUUAUACUCAGUUCUUCAUGAGCUCUGUGUUGCACUUGUUAUGGACACUGUCAUUAGGCAAGUACAGGCUCUUCGACAAGGGAGAUGGAGAGAUGCAAUUAAAUUUGAGCUCAUCUCUGAUGGAAGCAUGGGUCAUGGGGGAAGUACUGGUUCUUCACAAAUAAAUCAAGAUGGAGAAGCUGAUACAUCUGGUCUUCGUACUCCAGGGUUAAAAAUUAUAUACUGGUUAGAUUUUGAUAAAAAUACUGGUGUGCCUGACUCAGGAUCAUGCCCAUUUAUAAAAAUUGAACCAGGAUCAGAUCUGCAGAUAAAGUGUGUUCAUAGUACAUUUGUCAUCGAUCCAUUAACUGGGAAGGAGGCAGAGUUUUCACUUGACCAAAGUUGUAUUGACGUUGAGAAGUUGCUGCUAAGAGCUAUAUGUUGUAAUAGGUACACUAGACUCCUUGAAAUCCAGAAAGUCCUUGGGAAAAAUGUUCAGCUUUGUCGAGCUGCAGGUGAUGUUGUUAUUCAGUCGUGUGUGGACGAAGUUGACAUCGAUUCUAAAAAGAAAGAUUAUAAGGCCAAUGCUAGAGAAUACGAAGAAGGACUGGAAGUAUUACGUGUGCGUGCAUAUGGUUCGUCAUUUUUUACCCUGGGAAUAAACAUAAGGACUGGUCGGUAUCUUCUCCAAUCAUCGCAGAAUAUUAUCGAAUCAUCAGCAUUGCUAGAAUGUGAAGAUGCUCUGAAUCAAGGAAGUAUGAAUGCGGCUGACGUUUUCAUAAGCUUGAGAAGCAAAAGUAUUUUGCACUUAUUUGCAUCCAUCAGCAGAUUUUUGGGCCUUGAGGUUUAUGAACAUGGAUUGCCUGCAGUUAAGUUGCCCAAGAACAUUUUGAACGGUUCAGCUAUGUUACUGCUGGGAUUUCCAGACUGUGGGAGUUCUUAUUUUCUGCUUAUGCAACUUGAUAAGGAUUUCAAACCCGUUUUUAAAAUGCUAGAGACUCAGUCAGAACUGCCCGGAAAGGUUCCUUCUUUUAGUAACCUAAAUCAAGUGACACGUAUUAAGAAAAUUGACAUUGGCCAGAUGCAGAUGCUUGAAGAUGAAAUGACGUUGAGCUUGCUAGAGUGGGGAAAAACACAUUCCUUUUUGCCUAGUGCUGGGGGCACUAAUCGGAUUUCUGAAAGUGGUCUUCUUUCAGAUCUUAGCCUUGAGGGUUCUAUGCAGAUUGCAGGAGGCCCUCCAUCAAGUUUCUCAUCUGUUGUUGAUGAAGUAUUUGAACUUGAGAGAGGACCAUCUAUGCAGAAUGUUUCUUCUCCUUUUAAUGCAUCUUCUCGUUUUGGCUCGGUACCUGUCAAUCUUCAUGCCAUAAAAGCUGGAACAGCCUCUCCUAAAUGGGAGGGAACUUUGCAAACAUCACAGAUAAGCAAUUUUGCAAAAGUUUCAAGUGGAGCUUCGUCUUAUGCUGCCUCCUUACAUUCUCCAAGCAAUUUGAAGGGCUCAGUGCAGACCAAUUCUCUUGGUUCGUUGUCAUCCAUCCCAGGAAGGGGUGUUGCUGGUACAAAGCUAUCUGCUUCAAAGUCUGAGCAGGAUUUGCCUUCGCUUAGGUCUCCACAGUCUGCUGAGUUUGGUUCUUGUACUUCUAUGGAUGAAGAUCAACUGAGAUUGCUAAAUGAUUCUUCAAAGGAUGCAAUAUAUGGAAGGUUGUCUCAACUCUUAUCUCCACCCCUACCCACUGGCCCUCGAGUCUCUGGUUCAACUGUGAAAGCUAAUGGACCCAGAAUCUCACCUUCUGGUCCUCUAGCUGGAUCUUCCAAGGUUGCCGGAUCAAGCUCAUGUGCAACUCCCGUAUUAAAAUAUAUACUGUUUUCAGCCCAGGCGUUGGAUUAUGCAGUGUGCCGAAGCCCUAGUUAUGAUGUUCUUUCAAAACAUGAAAAGAAUCCUCGAAAGCGUACAGUUUCAGAUAUGCUGAAUUUGAUUCCAUCACUUAAAGGUGUAGAAACUAAAGGAUUUUGUAAGAGAAGAAAAAUAUCAGAAGUUGCUCGUGCUCAAAAAUCGUCACAAAUGCUUGUGCCAAUGGACAUGGUUUCAAAAACUGAUGGAUACAAUUAUGGCAAUCUUAUAGCUGAAGCUAAUAAAGGAAAUGCGGCAUCUAGCGUUUAUGUUUCAGCUCUUCUCCAUGUGGUCAGGCACUGUUCGCUUUGUAUCAACCAUGCCAGAUUGACUAGCCAGAUGGAGGAGCUGGACAUUCCAUAUGUUGAAGAAGUGGGUUUAAGAAGUGCUUCCUCUAAAAUAUGGUUCCGACUACCAUUUUCCAGAGCUGAUACAUGGCAACACAUUUGUUUGCGACUUGGAAGACCUGGAAGCAUGUAUUGGGAUGUCAAGAUAAAUGACCAACACUUCAGGGACUUGUGGGAGCUUCAGAAAGGAAGCAAUAGUACACCAUGGGGCUCCGGAGUUCGCAUAGCCAAUACAUCUGAUAUAGAUUCUCAUAUCCGAUAUGAUCCAGAAGGUGUUGUUCUCAGCUACCAGUCUGUUGAGAGUAAUAGUAUAAAGAAAUUAGUGGCAGAUAUCCAAAGGCUUUCUAAUGCAAGAAUGUUUGCGCUUGGGAUGAGGAAAUUGCUUGGAGUAAGGGCAGAUGAGAAGGCAGAAGAAAGCAGUUCAAGUUCUGAUGUCAAAGCUCCCCUUUCAGCUAAGGGUGCUUUGGAUGCAGUUGACCGAUUGUCAGAGCAGAUGAGAAGGGCAUUUAGAAUUGAGGCAGUUGGACUAAUGAGUUUGUGGUUCAGUUUUGGAUCAGGUGUUGUGGCCCGGUUUGGUGUUGAGUGGGAAUCAGGCAAAGAGGGAUGCACAAUGCAUGUAACUCCUGAUCAACUAUGGCCACACACCAAGUUCUUGGAAGAUUUUAUAAAUGGAGCUGAAGUUGCAUCUCUUUUGGACUGCAUUCGCCUCACCGCAGGACCCUUGCAUGCUCUUACCGCUGCAACUCGGCCAGCACGAGCUGGUCCUAUUCCAGGGGUCCCUGGGGUUGCAGCAGCACUCUCCUCUCUUCCAAAACAAGCUGGGUACUUAGCAUCCCAGGGACUUCUACCGAGCGGCGUGACUGCUAAUGUUAGUCAGGGUCCCUCUAGUACCAUUGGGAACCCUGCUUCAGUUACUGCUGCUGGUCCUCUUGCAAAUCAUAGCGUUCAUGGGGCUGCAAUGUUAGCUGCUGCAAGCCGAGGUGGCCCUGGAAUUGUUCCUAGCUCAUUGUUGCCUAUUGAUGUCUCAGUUGUGUUACGAGGCCCCUACUGGAUACGUAUCAUAUAUAGGAAACACUUUGCUGUGGACAUGCGUUGCUUUGCUGGUGAUCAGGUCUGGUUACAACCGGCAACACCACCCAAGGGGGGGCCUUCAGUUGGAGGGUCAUUACCUUGUCCACAGUUUCGACCAUUCAUUAUGGAGCAUGUUGCCCAAGAAUUGAAUGUGUUAGAGCCUAGUUUUGUUGGUAGUCAGCAGUCAGGGGGUUUGGCAAAUAAUCAAAACCAAACUUCAGGAUCACAAUUGUCAUCGGCCAAUGGAAAUAGGAUCAACCUCCCAGGUACUGCUGCAGUGUCAAGGGCAGGAAGCCAAGUGGCUGCUUUUAACCGUAUGGGAAGUGUUCCUCCAGGAUCCUCAAAUUUGGCUGUUCUGAACACAGGGGUUCCUUUACGCAGAUCACCUGGAACAGGUGUUCCUGCACAUGUGAGAGGAGAAUUGAAUACAGCAAUUAUUGGGCUUGGCGACGAUGGUGGUUAUGGAGGUGGUUGGGUUCCUCUUGUUGCUCUUAAGAAAGUGCUAAGAGGUAUUCUCAAGUAUCUAGGAGUUCUAUGGCUAUUUGCUCAGCUACCGGAUCUUUUGAAAGAGAUACUAGGAUCUAUCUUGAAGGACAAUGAAGGUGCACUUCUAAAUUUGGACCAGGAGCAGCCUGCCUUGCGUUUCUUUGUUGGGGGAUAUGUGUUUGCUGUAAGUGUCCACAGAGUUCAGCUGCUUCUUCAAGUGCUUAGUGUUAAGCGAUUCCACCAUCAACAGCAGCAACAGCAGCAGCAGAAUUCAACCACUGCACAAGAGGAAUUAACACAAUCUGAAAUAGGAGAGAUAUGUGAUUACUUUAGUCGCCGUGUUGCUUCAGAGCCUUAUGAUGCAUCUCGUGUCGCAUCAUUUAUCACUCUUCUUACCUUACCUAUAUCAGUAUUAAGAGAAUUCUUAAAGUUAAUUGCAUGGAAGAAAGGAUUAGCUCAGGCACAAGGUGGAGAUGUAGCUCCCGCACAAAAACCACGAAUCGAAUUAUGUCUCGAAAAUCAUGCUGGGUUGAACAUGGAUGACAGCUCAGAGAAUUCAUCGGUAGCUAAAAGCAAUAUCCACUAUGAUCGACCUCAUAAUUCCGUUGAUUUUGCACUCACGGUUGUUCUUGAUCCUGCCCACAUACCUCACAUUAAUGCUGCUGGCGGCGCUGCUUGGUUGCCUUACUGUGUCUCUGUGAGGUUGAGGUAUUCGUUCGGUGAAAAUCCUAAUGUGUCUUUUCUUGGCAUGGAUGGCAGCCACGGAGGUCGAGCUUGCUGGUUUCGUGUUGAUGAUUGGGAGAAGUGUAAACAGAGGAUUGCUCGGACUGUGGAAGGCAGUGGAUCUUCGCCUGGGGAUACUAAUCAGGGAAGGUUGAGAUUAGUAGCGGACAACGUGCAAAGAACCUUAAAUUUGAGCCUUCAAUGGUUAAGAGAUGGUGGUGGGGUUACUGCAAGCUCUGGGUCCACGUGAGUGGUUAGAUUUUCAACGGAGAUGUAUAUUUUUGACUAAUUUAAGCUUGGUGGUCGAAUAUCGUGUAUUAGGGGUUUGUCUUCAUGUAUUUGCAGUUUUGUUGCUGGAGGAACUUGUAAGUUAUAGGGGAGAUAAAUAAAUCCUGGAAAAUGGUAUACUUGCAGAAUUAGGGGGCGUGUAGAACUUUACAGGGAUUCUCUCAAUCAUUCUCAUUAGCUGACUUUAGAUCUUCGAUCUUCUGAUGCGUAGGGUGUAAACUGUUUUGGACCUAGAUCAUCUGAUUAGUAGGUGUAAAAUGUUUCUGAAGAUAAAGGGGGUUCUAUUUCAGAGUAUUCUUUCAAGGUGCUUGUUUGGCUUUGUAUAGGUCCACAAUUUGUCGUACACAACUUUGUAAAAAAUUUUGUUCUGCUCAAGUAGUUCAACACCCAAUAGAUUAGCAAAAACUUGAAGGGGUUUUUUUUUUUGAGCUCUUUCUUUAAAGCUCUCGGGAGAAGAUUUGAUUCUUUUUUGACAACUAAACAGAUAUCUGGUUCUGAUUAUCCUUAACUUCUAUGACAGCU
Molecule: messenger RNA, 6271 nt
Organism: Morus notabilis
Lineage: Eukaryota; Viridiplantae; Streptophyta; Magnoliopsida; Rosales; Moraceae
Product: mediator of RNA polymerase II transcription subunit 14
Exons: 8
Coding region: 222-5711 (1829 amino acids)
Biological process (GO): regulation of transcription by RNA polymerase II
Cellular component (GO): mediator complex; core mediator complex
Molecular function (GO): transcription coregulator activity
Source: RefSeq, a predicted model, not a curated record